Pungitius pungitius (ninespine stickleback) is the source of this 6016-nucleotide messenger RNA. It is a transcript of the gene col5a2a, whose product is annotated as collagen, type V, alpha 2a. Gene Ontology annotation, biological process: skeletal system development; notochord development; collagen fibril organization. Bases 168 to 4652 code for a protein of 1494 amino acids. Gene Ontology annotation, molecular function: protein binding; extracellular matrix structural constituent conferring tensile strength. NCBI's taxonomy places the organism in Eukaryota, Metazoa, Chordata, Actinopteri, Perciformes, Gasterosteidae. Gene Ontology annotation, cellular component: collagen type II trimer. The transcript has 54 exons. The record is from RefSeq and is a predicted model, not a curated record.
AGCACUCACGCAGUCUGGGCUGGGUCUGCUUGCUGCUUACAAGGAGAGGUCCUCUUGAACUCAUGGUCGCGCAGUGAUAACUUGAGUGAUUUACAUUUUUUCUUCUUCCAUCCCUUUUUCCCCUCGCUUCUAGCACAAGGAAGGCUCAUGUCUUUUUUAUAGACACGAUGAGUUCUGUGCAUAUAAGGACUUUCCUUUUUCUGGUAGUCUCCGUGGCUCAUGUUUUGAUUGUUUCAUGUCAAGAUAGGAACAGUGGAGAUGAUGGGAGCUGCACGGCAGACGGCCAGGUGUACACCAACAAGGACAUCUGGAAGCCAGAGCCAUGCCGCAUGUGCGUGUGCGACAACGGCCAGGUGCUCUGCGACGAGAUCCAGUGCGAUGAGCUGACCAACUGCGAGAAGAUGUCCAUCCCCGAUGGAGAGUGCUGCCCGGUGUGUCAGUCUGAAACGGGGAGCCACGGCGGCACGGACCCCUUCGGCGGUGGAGGCAGGAUAUACAAGGGUCCAAAGGGAGAACCUGGGGAGGUCCCAAUUGUCACUGGUAUCAGAGGCCGUCCUGGACCCAUGGGGCCUCCCGGCUCUUCAGGAUUCAGAGGACCUCGGGGAAACAAAGGAAGGCCUGGACUGCGAGGCCCUCCGGGUUAUGAUGGAGAGCCUGGUAUACCAGGUCAGCCUGGUGAACCUGGACCUCCCGGACCUCCAUCGCACCCAGGAGGCCUGGGAUCCCAGAUGGCCGGAGUGUUGGAUGGGAAAAAUGGACCUCAAGCCAUGUUGACUGGCUCAAGGGGAGAGGCUGGAGCAAGAGGACCUCCUGGGCCAAGUGGGGCACCCGGUCAAGCUGGACCCCAAGGCCCUCAUGGUGAUGUUGGCGAUCCAGGGGAAAUGGGUCCUAGUGGGCAAAGGGGACCUGAAGGCCCACCAGGGAAACCAGGUGAAGAUGGAGAACCAGGCAAACCAGGAAAUAGUGGAGACGCUGGAUUUCCUGGAUCACAGGGAGCCAGAGGAUUUCCAGGAACACCUGGGCCCCCUGGACUGAAGGGUCAAAAGGGCCAUGGUGGAAUAAUUGGGCAAAAAGGUGAAACCGGAACUGUUGGAUCUAAGGGUGCGACAGGGCCUCCGGGUCCGUUGGGAGCACCGGGACCCAUGGGUCCUGCUGGGAUGCCAGGGGAGAGAGGACGCUCUGGACCUGGCGGUAUAGCAGGUAAACGUGGUAUGCCUGGUAACAUCGGAAAGCCUGGUCCAAUGGGUCCAUUGGGUCUGAAUGGUCCACCCGGAUAUCCAGGAACACCAGGAAUGAAGGGACAACCUGGUCCGACUGGAGUCAGAGGCCCAGAAGGCCCACAGGGACAGAGAGGAGAGACCGGUCAUCUGGGCCGAGCUGGACCUGUUGGGCUCAGGGGCCCCGUGGGUACAGAUGGUGGUCCCGGUAGCAAAGGACCAGUGGGUAAUCUUGGCCCUCAAGGUCAAGGUGGUCAUGUUGGCCCACUUGGCCCACCAGGACCUCAGGGAAGCACUGGUCAGCCUGGUAUCAAAGGACAACUGGGAGACGUUGGAGUAGGAGGAUUUAAAGGAGAAGCUGGUCCCAAAGGAGAACCUGGUCCCCCAGGCUCCCAGGGAGUGCUUGGACCUCAGGGGGAAGAAGGAAAGCGAGGACUACGUGGAGACUCUGGCUCUCUCGGCCCUCCCGGUCCUGUUGGGGAGAGGGGAGCUCCUGGUAACAGGGGAUUCCCCGGUGCUGAUGGCUUGCCAGGACCUAAGGGUGCUCAAGGAGAUCGUGGAACAUCUGGCCCACCGGGGCCAAAAGCCGCAGUAGGAGACCCUGGUCGAACAGGAGAACCUGGUCUACCAGGUGCAAGGGGUCUUACUGGUACCCCUGGAGUGCAGGGAGCAGAGGGAAAGCCAGGACCAUUGGGAGCUACAGGUGAAGAUGGUCGUCCAGGCCCCGCGGGGUCCCUCGGGAACAGGGGCCCCGCAGGAACCAUGGGUGCGCCUGGCCCAAAGGGCUUCAAUGGGGACCCUGGAAAGACAGGUGAACAAGGAUCUGCAGGAGUGUCCGGUCAAAGAGGUCCUCCUGGUAAAGAUGGAGAAGUUGGUCCCGCUGGUCCCCCUGGCCCAUCUGGUGUUGCAGGAGAAAGGGGAGAGCAGGGACCUCCUGGUGUAAACGGAUUCCAGGGUUUGCCUGGAAAUCAAGGCCCUCCUGGAGAAUCUGGAAAACCAGGUGACGAAGGCAUUCCUGGAGAGCUUGGUGCUAUAGGUCCAAAUGGACCGCGGGGCGAGCGUGGUAUUCCUGGUGAGAGAGGAGAGCUGGGUACAACUGGUCUGCAGGGACCCAAGGGUAUUCCUGGUGCACCUGGUCCAGAUGGACCAAAGGGUAGUCCUGGUCCUCCUGGUGCACUUGGUGACGUGGGCCCUCCAGGUCUUCAGGGAAUGCCAGGAGAGAGGGGCAUCUCUGGCCCUCCUGGGCCUAAAGGGGACAGGGGAUCACUUGGGGAGAAAGGAUCAGAAGGUACAGCUGGAAACGAUGGCGCAAGAGGACUCCCGGGUCCUGUUGGACCAUUAGGACCUGCUGGAACCAGUGGUGAGAAGGGAGAACCUGGACCCAAAGGACCACAUGGACCACCAGGAUCCAGAGGAGUACCAGGAUCAAGAGGUGACCCUGGCCCGAUUGGUGCUGUGGGAUUUGCCGGUCCUCCUGGUCCUGAUGGCCAACCGGGAGUCAAGGGAGAGCCUGGAGAACCAGGGCAAAAAGGAGAUGCUGGAUCACCAGGCCCUCAAGGCCUGUCUGGUGCUCACGGACCUCCUGGGCCAACUGGUGUUGCUGGACUGAAAGGCGGAAGAGGAACACAGGGUGCACCAGGCCCCACUGGUUUUCCUGGAUCUGCAGGACGAGUCGGCCCACCAGGCCCAACUGGUCCACUUGGAGAACCUGGACCCCUUGGACCUCCAGGGAAGGAGGGUCCUGCUGGUAUCCGUGGAGACCAUGGAGCCCCCGGAAGACAAGGAGAGCGAGGACCAGCAGGACCACCUGGCAGCAUAGGAGACAAAGGGGACUCUGGAGAAGACGGACCCACGGGUCCAGAUGGUCCUCCAGGCCCAGAUGGGACCACCGGACAGAGAGGCAUUGUUGGUCUUCCUGGUCAGAGAGGGGAGCGCGGGAUGCCCGGCCUUCCGGGACCUGGGGGUCCACCAGGAAAACAAGGAUCCACAGGAACGUCUGGAGAUAAAGGCCCGCCAGGCUCAGUUGGUUCUCCUGGCGCGAAAGGCCCUCGUGGUGAUCCCGGUCCUGAUGGCCCUUCAGGAUCCGAUGGUCCGCCAGGCAAAGAUGGUGUUCUGGGACAAAGAGGAGACCGUGGAGAUUCUGGUCCAGAGGGUUUGAUUGGUCCCCAGGGACUUCCUGGCACUCCAGGUCCUGUUGGUUCACCGGGUGAUGCUGGAAGGAGAGGAGAUGCUGGCUCAAGAGGACCUCUUGGUCCCCCGGGCUCGGCUGGAAAGAGAGGAUUAGUGGGACCCCAAGGACCGAGAGGGGACAACGGUGACUUGGGAGAUCAUGGAGAGAGAGGGCAGAAGGGACACCGAGGCUUCACUGGUUUGCAGGGUCUCCCAGGACCUCCAGGUACGACAGGUGAGCAGGGAAAUCCAGGAAUCGUUGGACCAAGUGGACCCAGGGGGCCUCCUGGACCUGUUGGGCCUCCUGGAAAGGAAGGAUACAUUGGACAGCCUGGACCCAUGGGACCUCCUGGGACCCGUGGAAUCAGUGGAGAAAUUGGACCAGAGGGUCCUCCAGGAGACGAUGGACCCGCGGGCCCACCUGGUCCCCCGGGACGCCCCGUGGCUGCAAUGGACGACCUCUUUGGCUCUCAGGAUUACGACUCCGGCCCACCUCCUCCUCCUGAGUUCAACGAGGACGAGGCCGCGCCCAACAGCAACUCCUCCACCAUAGUGCCCGUGGACCCCGGCGUUCAGGCCACUCUGAAGGCCCUCAGCAGCCAGAUCAACAGCAUGAAGAGCCCCGACGGCAGCAAGAAACACCCGGCCAGGACCUGCGACGACCUGAAGAGGUGCUACCCCUCCAAGAAGAGUGGGGAGUACUGGGUGGAUCCAAACCAGGGCAGCGUGGAGGACGCCAUCAAAGUGCACUGCAACAUGGACACCGGAGAGACGUGCAUCUCGGCAAACCCUCCCAGCAUCCCCCGCAAAGUGUGGUGGAGCUCGUCAAGGAACAAACCCGUGUGGUUUGGAGCCGACAUCAACCGGGGAACACAUUUCACUUAUGGCAACAAAGAUCAACCGGCCAACUCUGUCACAGUUCAGAUGACUUUCAUCCGCCUGCUCUCCAAAGAGGCAUCUCAGACCAUCACCUACAACUGCAAGAACUCUGUGGGCUACAUGGACGAGAAGACGGGCAACUUAAAGAAAGCUGUAAUCCUCAAAGGCUCCAACGACCUGGAGCUCAAAGCAGAGGGAAACAACCGCUUCAGAUACACAGUGAUGGAGGACACCUGCGCACAAGCAAACGGCAACUGGGGCAAGACAGUGUUUGAGUACAGGACACAGAAAACUGCAAGGCUUCCUAUUGUGGACAUGGCACCUGUGGACAUUGGCGGCCCAGAUCAAGAGUUCGGCAUCGAUAUCGGGCCUGUGUGCUUCUUGUAGAACUGUCAGCAGGGAUGGGUGCAGGAGGAGCCUGGGACUAUUGAACUGACAGCUGACACGAUCAGCCACAUUGUACAUACGAGUACUGAGGACUAUUGUGGCCCUGUGGCAAGAUAUUUAUUGUGCCUUUCAACCCACUUCAACACAUGAAAGAUUAGGAAGUUAGAAAGAAUGUUUGGCAUUUACUUAAAACAAUUGGUAAUAAUCACAAUCAUUCCAGUUUUCUUGUGUAUGUUUGACAUCAAGCGUGAUGCAUUUUGAGGCUCAAAAUGAUGAAGUUUGGUCCAAAUAAAUUACCCUUUUAUUUCACAAAAACUUAUUUUGAAAGAUUUAUGCAUAUUAAAGCUCUAAAAUUGUAAUUAGAACUGCUGUCUAUGGGCCCAGAGAAAUCCCACUGAAGUUUUGGUCCCUCCACUAGUAUUUUUUAGACUUCUUUUGUUUACAUAUUUUUUUGCAUAUACAACGACAUUGUGGUGCUAUUGAGGAAACAAAUUCAGCCGACGAUGCAGUCACUCAGCGUAGGAAUUGCACAGUUUCAAUGAACCGACGUCUGUAUCCAGUUUUUUCUCCAAACUCUGUACCGACCACGUGGAACAUUAAACAUUCAGACUGUGGAUUCCUCAGUGUCAGCUACCUCGUCACCGAAACUGGGACCCAACGACGCUGCGUGUAGAUCUUCCUUCACAGGUGCUGUUUUGUAAGUGAUCCUUGUGCACUGCUCCCGGCUGCACGGUGCGGGGAUUCCAAUAAAGAUCUUUCCGUCAACGAUGGAGAUGUGAAUGAGGUGUCGCCUGAGUGGUGUGUGGUGAUUUGUAACACUUUUUCUUCGGUUUCAGUAUCUUACGGUAAUAGGUAGCAGAGAAUAUUCUAUUUUAUGCAUGCUAGUUCCCCAUUUUCAGUGUCCUGGACUUGUAUGCUCUUGAAAAUCCUUUUUAUAACCAGUUUUCCAGGAUCAGGCCGGUGUGAGUGCCUGUUUGCUUUGUAUUUCCUGCUAUGCAACAAAUUAAACAAACUGCUUGUUGAUCCCCCCCCAAGCUCUUGUCAUAUUGAUUUAGGUGAAGUUGGGUCCUUCGAGCUUGUCAUUUCGCACACGGAUUCAUUUGUUAAAGAUAAUUGUAAUUGUUUAAAAAAGCAUUUAGGUGUGAUGUCCACAGUUGUUUAUAAUGUAAACUGUCUCUUUGAUUGAUGAAGUCAUUCUAUUGUUACCAGUUGGUUCAUUAUUUAGUAUAUUUAUUAUAGAUUUGUAACAUUGGCGAGGCUGGACUGCCAGCUUACACCCCAGAGGCACAGAUGAAGAGGAGGAAGAAGAGGAGGCUUUCCACACUCCAAGUGUAUUUCGUCGUUGAAAAUAAAUAUUGAAAAUA